Fukomys damarensis (Damara mole-rat) is the source of this 1964-nucleotide messenger RNA. RefSeq names its product DEAD-box helicase 51 (gene Ddx51). The coding region runs from base 1 to 1644 and encodes 547 amino acids. The record is from RefSeq and is a predicted model, not a curated record. The transcript is spliced from 14 exons. Gene Ontology annotation, cellular component: nucleus. Gene Ontology annotation, molecular function: nucleic acid binding; ATP binding. Lineage: Eukaryota; Metazoa; Chordata; Mammalia; Rodentia; Bathyergidae.
AUGCCGCCGCCCGCCUCGCGGAGAAGCUUGCGUCUGUACGACUGCGCUGCCGGCGCGCCCAUGACGUUCGGCGCGCUUCUGACGUCACGACCCCUAUUUGAGUUGCUCUUAUGCGUCAUCGCCGCGCGCCGAGCGGGAGCAGCGGCGCUAGAGGCCCAGCUUUUUCUGCCAACGUGGUUGGCCAAGCCAAGCUGUAUCAAGAAGAACAUCACCAAGGACCUUGUUCCCAUUGAAGACAUCCCUGAGGUGCACCCUGACCUGCAGAAGCAGCUGAGGGCACAUGGCAUCUCCUCCUACUUCCCAGUCCAGGCGGCUGUGAUUCCUGCUUUAUUGGAGAGUGCAGCCAACGGGUUUCUGGUGGGCAGAGGUGGCUACCAGCCUAGUGACCUCUGCAUUUCUGCCCCAACGGGCAGUGGAAAGACACUGGCCUUUGUCAUUCCGGUGGUGCAGGCCCUGCUGCACCGAGUGGUCUGCCAUGUCCGUGCCCUGGUUGUGCUGCCCACCAAGGAGCUGGCCCAGCAGGUGAGAAAAGUGUUCAACAUCUACACUGAUGCCACCCCUCUGCGAGUUGCCCUGAUUACUGGGCAGAAGCCCUUGGCCACAGAGCAGGAGAGCCUAGUCCAGAAGACAGCAGACGGCUACCGCUGCCUGGCUGACAUCGUGGUGGCCACGCCUGGCCGCUUGGUAGACCACAUUGACCAGACCCCUGGGUUCAGUCUACAGCAGCUGCGCUUCUUGGUUGUGGAUGAGGCUGACCGCAUGAUAGACAGCAUGCACCAGUCCUGGCUGCCCCGGGUGAUGGCAGCCGCCUUCUCCAGCAAUGGACCUGCAUUCCCUUGCACCCUGCUGCAGAGAUGGCAGCCACAGGCCAUGACUGCUGCCAGUACCUGCUGUCCUCAGAUGCCCCUACAGAAGCUGCUCUUUUCGGCUACCCUGACCCAGAACCCUGAGAAGCUGCAGCGGCUUGGCCUGUACCAGCCACGGCUCUUCUCUACACGGCUGGUGCACAGGGUCCCCAAAGAUGAGGGCACCGAGGUGGACAGGGAGCCAGAGGGGAAGUACGCCUUCCCCUCAGGGCUCACACACCACUACGUGCCCUGCAGCCUGAGCUCCAAGCCACUGGCCGCCAUGCACCUGGUCCUUGGAACGAAACUCUCCAGGGCCCUCUGCUUCACCAACUCCCGGGAGAACUCCCACAGGCUCUUCCUACUGGUACAAGCGUUUGGGGGUGUGAGUGUGGCGGAGUUCUCCUCCCGCUAUGGACCUGGCCAUAGGAGGAAGGUCUUGAAGCAGUUUGAGCAGGGCAAGAUCCAACUCCUCAUCAGCACAGAUGCCACUGCUCGAGGCAUCGACGUGCUGGGUGUGGAGCUGGUGAUCAACUAUGAUGCCCCCCAGUACCUGCGGACCUAUGUGCACCGGGUUGGGAGAACGGCGCGAGCAGGGAAGACAGGACGAGCCUUCACACUGCUCCUGAAGGUGCAGGAGAGGAGGUUCCUCCGCAUGCUGGCAGAAGGUGGGGCACCUGAGCUGGCAAGGCAUGAGAUCCCCAGCAAGUUCCUGCAGCCACUGGUCCCGCAGUACGAGGAAGCCUUGUCCCAGCUGGAGAGGGCAGUGAAGGAAGAGCAGAAGCAGAAGGCAGCCUAGGCUGGCCUGCCCCAACAAGUCACUGCCUCUCGAAAACCUAAGUACUGGGUGCUGCAAGAGCAGAGGGCACAGCCUCCUUGCCCAAGCAGCCUGGAAUCAUGCAGGCCUCUGGAAGGGGAAGUGAGAUGGUGUGCUGUGCGAUCAGGGAAGGGACCAGGAGGGCGGACGACCUGGAGGCUUCUGCAGUCUGCAGGUGCCCUGUACACCUCACUGCGUGGGAAGGCAAAGCGGCUCAGGUGAACGAGAGGGGACCUAGACGGAGAAGCACUCAUCUGUGUAUAAGGCUUGGCUUUAAAGUGUUUAUGUGAUGCAUUAAAUUU